Messenger RNA from Uncinocarpus reesii 1704, 687 nucleotides. RefSeq lists its product as uncharacterized. The transcript has 2 exons. Gene Ontology annotation, cellular component: nucleus; preribosome, large subunit precursor; nucleolus. The coding region runs from base 1 to 687 and encodes 228 amino acids. Gene Ontology annotation, molecular function: protein binding. Gene Ontology annotation, biological process: ribosome biogenesis; ribosomal large subunit biogenesis; ribosomal large subunit export from nucleus. The record is from RefSeq and is a predicted model, not a curated record. NCBI's taxonomy places the organism in Eukaryota, Fungi, Ascomycota, Eurotiomycetes, Onygenales, Onygenaceae.
AUGUCUAACGGAGAGGCCGGCGCCGGCCUGGCGGCAUUCAAUGCCUCUAAAACAAAACAAAAGCGGGAAAGAUUGCCCAUAACAGUUGAUAAACCCAACCCCUACACAUUCGAUCUCGGCCGUCUCAUGGCCCUCGAUCCCAACCCGAUCAACCUUCCGCCAAACUCCCUCACCAACCCAACACUCCUCGACUCAACCCUAAAAUCCACCGCCCGCGAUGGCGCCCAAUGCCUCCUUAAUCAGCUCCUCACCGCAUGCCCCAUAACCAGCUCCUCCACCGAAGGUGUCCUUCUCACUCUACCUGCCCCAACGACGCCGCUACCCCGCUUCAAACCCCUCCCUACCCCGAAACCUCCCACGAAAUGGGAGCUUUUUGCGCGCAAGAAGGGCAUUGGCAAAUAUAACACGAAACUUGGCGCCAAUGAGGCGGAGCGAAGAAAGAAGUUAGUAUACGAUGAGGAGAAAGGCGAGUGGGUACCUAGAUGGGGUUACAAAGGGAAGAAUAAGGCGGAGGACAAUCAGUGGUUGGUGGAGGUUGACGAUAAGAUGUGGAAGAAGGAACAGGAUAUGAAUAGUCGGGGAGAGUCGAUUAGGAAUGUUGGGAGGAAAGAACGGGUGGAGAGUAUUAAGAGGAACGAGAGGAAGAUGAGGGCAAAUAUGCGGAGGGCUGGGACCACGAAGAGUUAG